AAGUGAGUUAAAACAAAGAGCUGAAGAUGUGUUGUUGUGGUUGCUUUUUCUUUGUAAAAAUGACAAGCAGCGGUUCUCCUGAGAUGGACAGUAUCACAAAAGGUCAAUAUUAUUACUCUCUUAUUAUACAUGAAAUAUGGAAGAUACUGAUUUGCCUUAGAUCAGUUGGAGAUUCCAUGGCAGGUGCAAUAUUUAAAUAGUGACUUCCUAGUUAAUUGCUUCUACUCAAUAUGCUACCACUAGCUGUCACCAACACUUUGAUCUCAUGGUGUGAUUAUUAUUUUUUGAACAAGUUGCUAGUGCUAAUUGCCUAAAAGGAGCAGCCUGCCCAGUGAACCUCCAAGAUAUAUGUAGAAUGAAUCCCCCUCAACUGUACUAGAAUUUAUAUGUUUUUAAGGGGAAAUAUUCAGUGUACUGAACACGCUCACUGACUGUUGGAUGUCAUCCAAUGAAAUGUACAGACAAGGCUUAUGGCAAACAAGUGCAUGUAACUCAACACAAUCCCCUGUUGAGUUCAUCUGUGGGAUAGCCUUGCAUAUGCGUGGAUAAGAAAAAAAUAGACACAUGUGUGGGAUGUGUCUGUUGGUUACUGCUUGCCAAAAUCCACGUUGAGAGAUUGUAUAUUCUGGCUAAGAGACUUGGCUUAGAAGUGACAUGGGGCUUGUGAAGGAAAUUUACCUAAGCAAGGUGACAAUACCUGUCAGUUCUGUUUGUUAGCAUAUGGUGGUAACAUUCCAGUGCAUAAUGAAUCUGUAACCAGGGUUCAUUGCAUGACUGUAUAGGAACCUCUGAGCAUAAACAUGAAGUUGCCACAUAAAAGCGCACAUAGUUAAGUUCUUGCUUGGGUUUAUUACUGGCUGUGUAAUAAAACUCCCCUCAUUUGAAGAGAUCUGCUGAAAGGAGCUUUGAAUCUUGGAAGUUCAUACCCCCCAAAAUCUUGUUGAUCCCUAGGGUGCUACUGGACUGGAUUAUGGUUGUUCUACUGCAGUCCAAAAUGGCAACCCUCUGAAACAACGAAAAGCUAAUCUCUUACCCAGAUAUAAAACAUCAUUUUUUUGAAGAACAGAAGAAAUGGAAUAACUCUCCUGGGAAUUUGCCCUGUAAGAGAACAAAGAAUGUGUGUUUCUGGGGGAAAAAAUCACCACAGUACAACUGGACACCAUAAUAACAUUUCUAGGCAAUUUGGUAUUGAGGAUUUGUUGAGCCCUGGGCGAGGUAAUAUUUUUAUGCAGUUAAUCUUGAUGUUCUAAAAUUUGUUGAGUUCUCCACAGAGAUUGAAGAACAUGCAAAUUAUGCAUCGUUCUUAUUAUACGAUGGGAUUUUUCUUUUUAAUGAGCAUGUAACUAACAGAUGUUUCAUCUUGGGCUGAGGCUUUUAUUAACUUGAGUUUUACCUAGUUCGUUUAAAGAAACCUGUAUCCCAGUGGGAAAAACUUGGUUAACGUAGGUUUUGUGGGAAAUUGGAAUUGGAAGAAUUUCUGAUUCAUAUUUAAUUUAAAUGAGGCUAGUAAAAGAAAGCAAAUACACCUCGUGAAAGCCUGGACCCAUGUUAUGUAACAUUCCUAAAGAGGAAUUCCCUGCUCUUCUAAAAUAUCUUAUUAGGACUGUUACAAGGGUAAGAUAGUGGUAAUGGCUGCUAAAUUCAUACAGUUAAUUCUAAAAUUGCAACACUGUUUACUUAGCCCCUUCCUGCAGAACACUGUGUGUCUUCAGGAAAGUUGGUAGGUCUCAUACUGUGCAUAGUCCUGGCUAGAUUUACCUAUAGUACCAUGUUAUGCGGUUGCAUCACGUAAUGUCAGCAAGGCUCCCUUUGAAAGUCAACAGAAGCUACAGUUAUCAGCGCCAUUUUGCCCACACAAAACAGAAGACUAAUCCAUAUGGAUGACAUGAUUACUUGGGGCUAUGCUUUUAAAUGGGUACAACAGUCCAAUUUUCCCACAUCAGUUUUGUCAGGGUUAAUAUUUUGGGACGUUUAGCAGGGAGAGAGGCCAUUUCACAAACAUUCAACUUCAUUCUUAUAAAACAGUGCAUGUUUUGUAUUUUAUUAACCAAAUCCCUUAACUGAUGUCUUGCUCUUAUAAAAUGUUUCACACGAUUGUAAUUUUUGCUGUCGUGUGACAUUGGUGGCAGGUUUUGAUUUUUGUGCCACGCACCUGUGCUCUAGAUUUUGCUUGCAGCUGCUCCAAAGUACCUGAUUUUUAUCCAGCUGACAAGAUGGGAGCUAAGGGACCUCGUUGCUUAUGAAAGAAAAAAACAUAUGAAUUAAUUGAAUGGGAAUUUAGGCCUCACUGAGAGGAUAUCUUCAUUGUACCAUAUUAGUCUGUUGGUUGGGGGCUCACAAGAACAAAACCUUCCCCAUACCAAAAAAAGAAACAAAAAAAAAUCCCUGUACGUAGAAAGUUGCUCUUCUGGGGGGAAAGGGUUUAGCUUAGCUUUCUCACUGGCAAGUUCGCUCUGUGUACAAGGCUGCCUUUUGAGAGACAGCAUUCUAUAUGUGAGAUCCUGUCUACAGCCAGAAGGGGUACGAUCUCAUGGUCUAGAUGUAGCCCUUUGUUGUUGUGAUGAUAGAGUGGCGAGAACCAUGUGAUAAGCUUCUUUGGGUCCUGAUUACAAAGAAAGGCAGGAUGUAAACUAAAAAUAAAUAAAUGCAGUUUAGAUUUUGCUGUACAACGCCUAUCUCACACAUACCUAUUUUCUGUUUUAAUGUGGACUUUGUAACACAAAAGUGUGGAAUGUGAGGGGCUAUUCAUCAGUUCAGGAAAGCUGACUAUCAGUAUGUCACUAGCUUUCUGAGUAUCUGCCUUUAAACAGUCCCUUCCCAUGUUGAUGUUGCAGAGAAUUUUUGGCUGUAGAGUUCUGCCAUGUCUUGCUCUCACCAGUCCAGUUGGGCGUCUUUCUGUCUUUCAUUCUACUUAAAGGAAAAGUGUAUGCUUCUUAUAUCAGGGAGCCCACUCUUUUUGAGUCUGUGGGCACUUUUGGAACUUUGAGAAAAUGGCUUCCAUGGGAGGUAGAGACCCCCCCCCCCCACCGGCCUCCACAUGAAGAGGAGCCAAACAGAAUGCCUCUAUCCUCUCAACUCCUGAGAAGAAGGAAAGCCAGAAGGGUAAGGCUGUACUGACUUGGGAAAGCCAAGAUGCUUACCAGUCCUCCUGGCUGUGUGUGUUAAUUUGAAUGAGGACAACCAACAACAAGCCCUGCUUUACAGUGACUCACUGUCUGAAAAGUUUGAUAAACACCAAGCAAGGGACUGGUAGACACCAGUCACCCAUGGGCACCAUGUUGAGGAACUCUUAUACUCUGCUUGUGGUUAAGGAUAGGGGUUGUCAUGACAAGUGGAUUGGUCAUUCGUUAAUGUUUGUCCAUCCUGACUGUUGGUUUUUUUAGCCACCCCUGAGUGCCCUGUAGUUUAAAGGCCCUUAUCUUCUUUAUAAUCUUAUGCUGCUGCUAGAAUUCAAAAUUCACGGCUGUUUUUGGACUAGAAGGAAGACCUUUUUGAGUUGCCUAACCUGUCACUUAGUUACGUUAUUUCCUUUUCUUGUCUUUUGAAAGAAUCCUUCUGCCAUAGGAGUGCUUAGCUGUGCUUCAGAUUUGCACACAGAAUUAAGAUGCAGUGGAAUGGAAAGGGAUGGAGGUUUUGCUGAAGCAUUUAGAUCUGAUCUGCCACCCUUUAAUCUGUAAGCCAUUUUAAAUGAACAAGUGAGGAAGCAGAUUGCCUUAGUCAUUUCUUCCACAUCCUGCUACUUUCCUGAAAGGCUAACUCUUUGCCUUUCGGAGGCGGAGACUCACCAGGAAUUGUUUCCCUUCCAUUACACAAUCUCCUUUGAUUAGUAAACAUCAGAAAAGCAAGAUGAUAAGAAUAUCCACUUUUGCUGGAAUAGGGGAUUUUUUUCCAGGAAGACUGUAGCAUCAUUGCUUGAACUUUGAUGUUCAUUACUCUCAUUCCAUUAUAGUUCUGUACUGCAAACAUUUUAUUUUACAUUUAUUUCUUUUCUGAGUGUAAUAUGAUACAAUGCCGAAAACUAGAUUUCAUACAGGCCAUGAUACUGAUAACAUAUGAAAAUGUCCCCAGGUAAAAUUGGAAUAACUGUUCAAAAAUGUACAACCAGUUAAUUUUGCAUUAGUGUUUCCACUUUGUGCAUGUAGACUUAUUAGCUUGUAAGCUUUUUAUGGUAAAUGUGACUUUUUUGGUCUGUUGUAGACCCAGUUACAUAUGUUCAAAAUAUCAUUUCUGUUUCAGGUAUUCAAAUAUGCUGUUGUUAAUGCCACAGUAGAGAUAGAUGCAGUCACAGCGCAGUCUUUAAAAAUGCUUCCAUGGGAGUAAGCUCCAUUGAAUAGACCUGAGUAAGAUUCUGAGUAGACCUGCUUAGAAUCCAGUGGUGGUAGAUUGUACUUGACCACUUCAGACUGCUGGUAGAAGAUCAGUUUUGGAAAGUUGUUGCAAGUUGGGGGUUUUUUUUACCAGCAGAGCAAGCAAAGGGAGAAAGUAGAACACUUCUCUUGUUGUGCUUACUAUUUGCAUAGAAUUUUGUUUAUAUAGAUGAGCAAUCAUAUCUAGAAUUCCUUACCUGCAGCGUGAAGUAGAACGAAAAGUCAUUCUACCAUUUUGGAACUUUGCUGGUCCUCGUUUUAGAAUAAUUCUGCUGGUGUUGAGAGUGUAUCUUCAGUGUAAUUGCCACUGAAAUAAGUGAAAUUUGCUUUCAAGUAAGUAUGCUGAUAGGAUGCUAUAAGUGUACCUAGGUACUGUUGAGUCCAUGAAUCUUUUGAAUGAGGGGAAAAAUUGUACAUUGUGCCAUUUUUCACUUAUGCAUUUCUUGUGACCUUUAGUUCACACGAUAACAGGGAUUUUGGUGAUGGGUGGGAAAGAAGUACAAAGGUAAAGAAAAAAUAAAAUAAAUUUAAGUGUAGGUAGUAGUUUUUGCAUGCUUGAAGUAUAAUUAACUUUAAAAUGUGAAGUCUUUUUGAUUGGUUUUUGUAUUGUUUUACUAAUCUUUAUUUAAUAUGGUUUUCAUAGGAUUUUUAACAUGACACUGAUAUACUGGACAGUUUACCUGAGGAGCUUCAGGGAAGUUAUUUUUUGAAGUAAUGCCCACAGAAAGUGGAAGCUGUGCCACUGCGCGCCAAGCGAAGCAGAAGCGCAAAUCUCACAGCCUUUCGAUACGAAGAACCAACAGUUCCGAGCAAGAACGGUCGGGAUUGCAAAGGGAGAUGCUGGAAGGCCAGGAUUCCAAACUGCCAACGUCUGUUAGAAAUACACUUCUGGAUCUCUUUGGCCAAAUAGAAAGAGAAUUUGAGAACCUCUACAUUGAAAAUCUAGAAUUACGUAGAGAAAUUGAUACACUUAAUGAGCGCUUAGCAGCUGAAGGCCAAACCAUUGAUGGAGCGGAACUGAGCAAAGGACAGCUGAAAACGAAAGCCAGCCAUAGCACCAGUCAGCUCUCUCAGAAAUUAAAGACUACUUACAAGGCAUCUACCAGCAAGAUUGUAUCCAGCUUCAAAACCACAACCUCAAGAGCCAUUUGCCAGCUGGUGAAAGAGUACAUUGGCCAUCGGGAUGGGAUCUGGGAUGUUAGUGUCACAAAGACUCAGCCGGUGGUGCUGGGGACUGCAUCUGCUGAUCACACGGCUCUGCUGUGGAGCAUAGAAACAGGGAAGUGUCUUGUCAAAUAUGUCGGGCAUGCCGGGUCAGUGAAUUCUGUAAAGUUCCAUCCAGCAGAACAAGUGGGUCUUACAGCAUCUGGAGACCAGACAGCCCAUAUCUGGAGGUACAUGGUCCAGCUGCCCACCCCUCAGCCUACUGCAGACAGCAAUCAAAUGUCUGGAGAAGAUGAAGUCGAGUUUUCUGACAAAGAUGAAGCUGACGGAGACGGAGAUGGGUCCAGCGAGUGCCCCACCAUCCGGGCUCCUUUAACCACCCUGAAGAGUCACCAAGGUGUCGUUAUAGCAGCGGAUUGGCUGGUUGGAGGGAAGCAAGCCGUGACGGCUUCGUGGGACCGGACAGCGAACCUCUACGACGUGGAGACGUCCGAACUCGUGCAUUCUCUGACAGGACAUGAUCAAGAACUUACACAUUGUUGCACCCAUCCCACCCAGCGUCUUGUGGUGACCUCAUCACGCGACACAACGUUCCGUCUGUGGGAUUUCAGAGACCCUUCUAUCCAUUCUGUGAAUGUCUUUCAGGGCCAUACAGACACUGUGACUUCGGCGGUCUUCACUGUGGGGGAUAACGUUGUUUCUGGAAGCGAUGACCGUACUGUGAAGGUCUGGGACUUGAAAAACAUGAGAUCACCUAUUGCAACUAUCCGCACAGACUCUGCAGUGAAUAGGAUUAACGUUUGUGUCGGCCAAAGAAUCAUUGCCCUUCCACAUGACAACCGACAGGUUAGAUUGUUUGACAUGUCUGGAGUACGAUUAGCGCGGCUCCCUCACAGCAACCGACAGGGUCACAGAAGAAUGGUUUGUUGUUCAGCGUGGAGUGAAGACCACCCGACGUGCAACUUGUUCACUUGUGGAUUCGAUCGCCAAGCUAUAGGGUGGAAUAUCAACAUCCCUGCCCUGCUCCAGGAAAAAUAAGAUGCCGGGAGGAUUUUCGUCCUUCUUUUCGUUUUUGUUGCCAUAGACUUUUUACCUUUUUUGCAGACGCUUCCUUGUGAGCUGGUCUGCUCUCAUUGUGUAAAAGAUGCGCCUUGAAAGGGGGUCUGUUACAGAUGUUGUUACCAUGUUGUGCACAGUUUGCAUGAAAUGUACAGGAAAAAAAAUGUGACCUUUUCAAAGAAGUUAGGUUCUUGUGUAUGAACUUUUAUAUCUUGGCAUCUGCUGGUGGUAAAAGGAUGCUUGGCUUUCCUACAGAGCGUAGAAGUGUCCGUAAGUUAUUCAGCAUAGAUGAACUGUAGGGCAUUAUGUUUGACUUAAAUGUGAAUUCUGUGUCGUUAUUGUGAAGAAUAUAUAAUCUGCCUUCCCCUUCCUCCCUGUCGUUUUACAUAUCUGCCCUGCAAAGAGAAGAGAAUUCAGGGCCAAAUCCUUAAGAUGAAGGGUGAAUUUGACUUUGAAGUAUAAUGGGAACCUUUCUUGCGUCUUGUAUGAAGGCUGACUCGAGCACUCCAAUGUAGUAACAGUUCCAACUCCAAUGUAAUCUGGUUGCUGGAAAUGCAAGGAGACCAUAAGUAGCACUGAGAAUGUCCUUAACAUUUCAAGAACUAGCCAGCAUUCUCAGCCCGUCGGCCUGAGCACCGCAUUGUGUUUUGGCAUUUCACACUCAUGGCACCCUAUGAAAUAUCGCAAUCAUGGUAAUCCGAACAAGCUUUUAAGCACUUUAGUUUAUAGCAGUCGUUAUAAACCAUUUCUGUAAGUGUCAGAUGACUUUCCUAGAGAAUGUGAGACUAUCUAAGAAGGAUUGACGUAGCUGCAUUUCUGUGAUCUUUUUCCCCCCCCGCGCCAGAGAAAUAAACAUUGUUUUGGUUUGUAUCUUUUUGAAUGCAUCCCAUAUUUUAUGUGUUUUAAACAGGCGCUCUCCCGCCUUCUGCCUGUUCAAGAUGAUGCCACCCAGAUCAAAAUCCAAAGACCCGUGCAGCUAGAUCCCUGUUUGGGCCUGUGUAGCAAUGCUUCCUUCUUACACCGCUUAGCAAACUGAAUAUUAGCUUGGGAAAAAGAGGAACCUCUGCUGUUCAAAGAAAAAAAAUAGAUAGGUGUCCACUGGGCAUAGCCAAGAGUUCAGGAGUGCUGGACAUAGUUCUCCAGGUCUAACCCACCCCUCAGUAGUAACUGAGUGCUACCUCAAAAAUGAAUGUGGGGCUACCGUAAGUCUUGCUGUUCCAGCUCAUCACUUUGGAUCUCCCAGUGAUGUGCUGUGAAGACAAUCAUAGUCAAUGUCCUGCUUACAGUGGAACACGACUUGCCUGCUUUGUCCCUCCGGGUUUCUCUCUCUUUUCCCUCUCGAAAGGACCUGGAUGGAUUUUGCUCCUCCUACGUUAAUUCUUUCUUGGUUCAUAUUUGCAAAGUCUUUUUUUUUUUGCUGCUGAUCGGGGUUUUUUUUUUUUUGAAGGAUUUGAAGGGCGGGUUCGAGGCUCCUUCGCAGAUGCGUUGCCUUGCCAAUGGCUCUCCUCUCAAUAUCUCAGAGUUGAGAGGCCAAAAGGCUAGAAUGGGUCUGUGUCUUCCUUAUAAAUUGUGUUUUAAAUGGGUUUCUGUAAAAACAUCUGGUAUUGUGAUCCUUUUGUUUUGGAGACUCACAUCCUCCCAAGACGAAUGUAAUAAGCUGAUUUUUCCCCCCCGCUGACAUAGAAUAGAAUGGGUUGGGAGUGAAGGAAUCCAUUGCAAGAGACUGAAUAUCCUAGAGGCAAGUUGAAGCACUGCAUUGUAAGUGGGCCUAUGAAAGUUAAGGUAGUAAAUGGAGAAUCUGGAAGAGAGUUUAGGCCAUGAAAUAUUAGUGGCAUGAUCUUGUUGGAUCCCAGAGAAGUAGAUACUUCAAACUGCAGCCCUUAUGGGUGAGUAAAUAGUCGAAGUACGUGGUUAUCGUCAUGUAUGUUGAUGCAGAAUAAGUGACUUGAACUUUUAGAAAGAGAUGACUGGAGAUUGACUUCAAGCCCACUGAAUAUUCCAACUUUCCCCCUUCCCAGUCUGUUUUGGAGAACCUUGCUGUUGUGUGUGUGUGUGUGUGUGUGUGUGUGUGUUGUGUGUGUGUGUGUUAAGUUUGGUUCUGUCCAAUCUCUUCCCCCAGCCCAGUAGCCUAUGGCAAGAUUUGAAUCAGUGGUAGAUGACUUUAUGGUGUGUUCAGUUAACAGGAGAGGGGGGGGGGUGCAGAUGGAGGGAAGCCCUGAAAGUUUAUCCCUUGUUGAUGAAUUGCAAGAGAAACCAAAGUAAGGCUGAGCUGUGUAGUGCAUGUGAAGGUUUUUCGUUGUUUUAAGAAAUCUGGUUUCUCAACGGGUUUCCUGGCUUACAAGGAGCAGAAGAUACGCCAGCUGAACCUCACAUUUUAGGAGCAAUAAACAAGUUAGCUGGAUGGACUUUGCCAUAUUAGACGGGGCAGCACCACGGCUGCCAUUUGGGGCUUUCCUGUGAAGCCGUUUGGGAAUAUCGGACUCUGACCGUGCAGGCGGUUCAUGAGAUUGUGGUCUGCAAGGCUUUUGCCAAAGUGCACAUUCUCGCUUCAGCCUCAACCCCCUGGCUUCUUUAGGAGGAGCCAGCAAGCUGCCUAGUUUGGUUUUGCAAUGUUUUAAAUGCUGGGUAAAACUGGCAGGUUCCGCCCCAACAGCGUUUGAAUGGUAGAGGUGAAGAAAUUAGACUGGUCGCACAUUUCACUUUCAGGGGUCUCCAUCUCCAGGUGUCCAGGUGUCCCAGCUGCUGUGAAUCUAAUUGUGUCCCGCACAUUUCACAUAAGAGGAAGGAAAGUCUCGUUACAUUUUUUUUUCCAGUAUUGAGACUUAGUUUUUGCUGUAUCACUGGGCAAAUUGCAAAGACCUGUCUGUCUCUGUUUCUUUGUGUGUAAAUGUUCUUUAACAUGCACAUCAUUUCUUUUUUUUGCCUAUCUGUAACUGUUUCAGAAUCAACAAAUCUUUAUUUUCGAUGCUUAAAUCUUUGAAAAACAAGCUUCCUCAGAGGAGGAAAAAAUCCUGUACUUGUAUGUCAAUGUAGAACCACUUUUUGAAUUUACUGAUAACUCUGGUGAUUUGUGUUCCUUAGAUGUUCCGUGUUUGUCUUCGUUGCAAUUUAAAAAUGCCAUUAAAUCAUUCAGCAGA
Messenger RNA from Sphaerodactylus townsendi, 9727 nucleotides. It is a transcript of the gene WDR37, whose product is annotated as WD repeat domain 37. Gene Ontology annotation, molecular function: protein binding. Gene Ontology annotation, cellular component: preribosome, large subunit precursor. NCBI's taxonomy places the organism in Eukaryota, Metazoa, Chordata, Lepidosauria, Squamata, Sphaerodactylidae. The record is from RefSeq and is a predicted model, not a curated record. Bases 5082 to 6569 code for a protein of 495 amino acids. The transcript is spliced from 14 exons.